Peronospora belbahrii is the source of this 1743-nucleotide messenger RNA. Lineage: Eukaryota; Oomycota; Peronosporomycetes; Peronosporales; Peronosporaceae. The record is from the annotation of a GenBank genome assembly.
AUGUUGCGACAUUUGCACCGUUCAUCCAUUGCUGGCACGUGUAAUCGUGCCUUGAGCUCAUUAACUUCUAAUAUCGGGUAUGAUUACGUGAUUGUAGGUGGUGGUUCAGCUGGAUGUGUACUAGCUAAUCGUCUGACGGAGGAUGCAAUCAAUAACGUGUUGCUGAUCGAAACGGGUCCGGAUGAUCGCACGAAAUGGGAUUCGUGGAAGAUUCACAUGCCUGCUGCUCUUACGUACAAUUUAAGCAAUGAUAAAUAUAAUUGGUGCUAUAAUACAGAGCCCCAGAAGCAUCUACAUGGCCGGAUCCUGCCCUGGCCGCGUGGCCGCGUGCUUGGCGGCUCCUCGUCACUUAAUGCUAUGGUCUACAUCCGCGGUCACGCAUAUGAUUAUGACGAUUGGCAAGAAAGUGGUGCAGAAGGAUGGAGCUAUGCUGAUUGCUUGCCUUACUUUCGGAAAGCGCAGAACCAUGAGCUUGGACCGGAUGAUUACCGGGGAGGCGAUGGUCCACUCCAUGUUAUUCGUGGCAACCAAAAGGAUCAAGUUCUUUUUGAAAAGUUUAUUGAGGCAGGAAUGCAAGCUGGGUACCCAUUUACAAAUGAUAUGAAUGGAUAUCAGCAGGAAGGGUUUGGAUGGAUGGAUAUGACAGUGUGGAAAGGAUUCCGUUGGAGCACCGCUUCGGCUUACUUGCGACCAGCUAUGAAGCGUCCAAACCUUACAGUUGUCACGGAUACAUUUGUGAGGAAGGUGGUCUUCAAAGGCAAGAAGGCGGUUGGUGUUGAGAUCGAGGAUCACAAGAAAAAAACGAUCAAGCAGGUUUGCGCAUCUAAGGAGGUGAUUGUGGCUGGUGGAGCGAUAAACUCGCCCCAGCUGCUGAUGCUAUCGGGUAUUGGCAAUGCGGAUCAUUUGAGGGAGGUGGGUGUGCCAGUCGUCCAGCAUCUGCCUGCAGUGGGACAGAAUAUGGAGGAUCACCUUGAUUUGUAUAUCCAGUACAUGUGUAAGAAGCCGGUCACAUUGCACAAUGCUACGUGGAGAUACCCGCACAAGAUGAUUUUGAUUGGUUUGCAGUGGAUUUUCCGUCAAACUGGCAUGGGAGCAUCCUCUCACCUGGAAUCAGGCGGCUUCAUCCGCAGUACCUCUGGGAAACGCCACCCUGACCUGCAAUAUCAUUUUCUACCUGGAUCGCUGACGGGUCAGCUAACUCCUGGAGAUUGUCAUGCCAUGCAGGUUCACUGCUCACCGAUGCGCGCACAGAGCCGCGGCUGGUUGAAAUUGCGCAGCAACAACCCGCACGAGCAUCCGAUCAUUGAACCUAACUAUCUUAGUGUGGAACAGGACUUGGUGGAUAUGCGUACGGGUGUGAAGCUCACGCGUGAGAUCCUGGAGCAGCAGGCGCUUGACGAGUAUCGUGGUGAACCGAUUUCACCGUCAAAAGGCGUGCAGACUGACGCUCAGAUUGAUGAGUGGAUUCACCAGAACACAGAAAGCGCGUACCACCCAUCGUGCACAAACCGCAUGGGUCUGGGCCAUAACACGGUUGUUGACCCGCAGACGCGUGUACACGGUGUUGAGAAUCUGCGCGUCGUGGAUGCGUCUAUUAUGCCGAACAUUGUAAGCGGCAACCUGAAUGCACCGACGAUCAUGAUUGCGGAGAAGGCUGCCGACAUCAUUUUGGGCAAAACGCCUUUACCGAAAUCGACUGUACCGGUGUAUCAACCAAAGAAUUGGGAGACAAGUCAAAGAUAA